AGUUUCAUAAACUAUUUUACUUUUGGUGGUUAGGUUUCGUUCGUUUUGAUUUCGUUUGAUUACAUUUCAUUGUUUAUUAAAAGUUUCCAUUCCAACAAUCUUCCAGCAUGUAUGAACAAGAAGAUGAUCAAUUCGACGAUGAAGAUACCGAGGAAAUCAGCGCCGAAUUGUGGCAAGAAGCCUGCUGGAUCGUCAUCAACGCCUAUUUCGACGAAAAGGGUUUGGUGCGACAGCAACUGGAUAGUUUCGACGAGUUCAUUCAAAUGUCCGUGCAAAGAAUCGUCGAAGAUUCCCCGCAAAUCGACCUGCAAGCAGAGGCCCAGCACACGUCCGGCGAAAUAGAAAAUCCUCCGAGAUAUUUGCUGAAAUUCGAGCAAAUUUAUUUAUCCAAACCCACGCAUUGGGAGAAAGACGGUGCUCCCUCUCCUAUGAUGCCUAAUGAAGCUAGAUUGAGGAACUUGACUUACUCGGCACCGUUGUAUGUAGACAUUACGAAGACUAUUGUUAAAGAAGGCGAAGAUCCCAUUGAGACGCAACAUCAGAAAACUUUUAUUGGAAAAAUUCCAAUCAUGUUACGAUCGACCUACUGUCUCCUGAGCGGCCUCACCGACCGCGACUUGACCGAAUUGAACGAAUGCCCGCUGGACCCCGGCGGCUAUUUCAUCAUCAACGGCUCCGAGAAAGUGCUGAUAGCCCAGGAGAAAAUGGCCACCAACACCGUCUACGUGUUCUCGAUGAAAGACGGCAAGUACGCCUACAAAUCCGAGAUCCGGUCCUGUCUGGAGCACAGCUCGAGGCCCACCUCCACGUUGUGGGUGAACAUGAUGGCCAGAGGCGGCCAGGCCAUCAAGAAGGCGGCCAUCGGCCAGCGCAUCAUCGCCAUUCUGCCGUACAUCAAGCAGGAGAUACCCAUCAUGAUCGUGUUCAGGGCGUUGGGUUUCGUCGCCGACAGGGACAUACUCGAGCACAUCAUCUACGACUUCGACGAUCCCGAGCUGAUGGAGAUGGUGAAGCCGUCGUUGGACGAGGCGUUCGUCAUACAGGAGCAGAACAUCGCUUUGAAUUUCAUCGGCGCCAGAGGCGCCAGGCCGGGCGUGACCAAAGAGAAGCGAGUCAAAUACGCCAGGGAGAUUUUGCAGAAGGAGAUGUUGCCGCACGUCGGCGUUUCGGAUUUCUGCGAAACUAAAAAGGCUUAUUUCUUAGGUUACAUGGUACAUAGGCUUCUACUGGCUGCUUUAGGUCGUCGUGAACUCGACGAUCGCGAUCACUACGGCAACAAAAGAUUAGACUUAGCAGGACCGCUGUUGGCCUUCCUAUUUAGAGGGUUGUUCAAAAAUCUAAUGAAAGAAGUUAGGAUGUACGCGCAAAAGUUCAUCGACCGAGGCAAAGACUUCAACCUCGACCUGGCCAUCAAAACGAAGCUGAUAACGGACGGUUUGCGGUACUCCUUGGCGACGGGCAAUUGGGGCGACCAGAAGAAGGCCCAUCAGGCUAGGGCGGGCGUGUCGCAGGUGCUGAAUCGAUUGACUUUCGCCUCGACGUUGUCGCAUCUGAGGCGCGUCAACUCGCCGAUCGGUCGCGACGGGAAGCUGGCGAAGCCGCGUCAGCUGCACAACACCCUGUGGGGCAUGAUCUGUCCGGCGGAGACGCCGGAAGGGGCGGCCGUCGGGCUGGUGAAGAACCUGGCGCUCAUGGCGUACAUUUCGGUCGGGUCGCAGCCCUCGCCCAUAUUGGAGUUCUUGGAGGAGUGGUCGAUGGAGAAUUUGGAGGAAAUCGCGCCGUCGGCGAUAGCUAACGCUACUAAGAUAUUCGUCAACGGUUGUUGGGUUGGUAUCCAUCGCGAUCCGGAACAACUCAUGGCGACUCUACGUAAACUCCGAAGGCAGAUGGAUAUUAUCGUAUCGGAGGUAUCGAUGAUACGGGAUAUUCGCGAUAGGGAAAUUAGAAUUUAUACUGACGCUGGCAGGAUUUGCAGGCCGUUGUUGAUCGUGGAGAACGGGCAACUUUUGCUCAAAAAGCGACACAUCGAUAUGUUGAAGGAACGAGAGUACAACAACUACGGUUGGCAAGUACUGGUAGCUUCUGGCGUGGUGGAAUACAUAGAUACGUUAGAAGAAGAAACCGUCAUGAUUGCGAUGAAUCCCGAAGAUUUACGCCAAGACAAGGAGUACGCUUACUGUACCACUUACACCCAUUGUGAGAUUCACCCGGCUAUGAUAUUGGGCGUUUGCGCCUCCAUCAUUCCUUUCCCCGAUCACAACCAAAGUCCCAGGAACACCUACCAAAGCGCUAUGGGCAAACAAGCCAUGGGCGUAUACAUAACGAACUUCCACGUACGGAUGGACACGUUAGCGCACGUCCUUUAUUAUCCCCACAAGCCUCUGGUCACCACGAGAUCCAUGGAGUACCUGAGGUUCAGAGAACUACCGGCGGGGAUUAAUAGUAUAGUAGCCAUUGCUUGUUACACCGGCUACAACCAGGAAGAUUCCGUCAUUUUGAACGCUUCGGCAGUGGAAAGGGGCUUCUUCAGGUCCGUGUUUUACCGUUCGUACAAAGACGCCGAAUCCAAAAGAAUCGGAGAUCAAGAAGAACAAUUCGAGAAGCCAACGCGUCAGACUUGCCAGGGCAUGAGGAACGCCCUCUACGAUAAAUUGGACGACGACGGUAUCAUUUCACCGGGAAUAAGAGUAUCCGGAGAUGACGUAGUAAUCGGUAAAACGAUGACUCUACCGGAAAACGACGAUGACUUGGACGGUACUACGAAACGUUUCACGAAAAGAGACGCUUCGACGUUCCUUCGUAACAGCGAAACAGGAGUGGUCGAUCAAGUGAUGUUGACUCUAAACUCCGAGGGUUACAAGUUUUGUAAAAUAAGAGUACGCUCCGUGAGAAUACCGCAAAUCGGCGACAAAUUCGCCUCCCGGCACGGACAGAAAGGUACCUGUGGAAUCCAGUACCGUCAAGAAGACAUGCCGUUCAGUUGCGAGGGCAUCACGCCGGACAUCAUAAUCAACCCGCACGCCAUUCCCUCCCGUAUGACGAUCGGUCACUUGAUCGAAUGCAUUCAGGGCAAGGUGUCGUCGAACAAAGGGGAAAUCGGCGACGCGACGCCCUUCAACGACGCCGUCAACGUGCAGAAAAUUUCGACGCUGCUGCAGGAGUACGGCUACCAGCUGAGAGGCAACGAGGUGAUGUACAACGGUCACACGGGCCGCAAGAUAAACGCGCAGAUCUUCUUGGGGCCGACGUACUACCAGAGGCUGAAGCACAUGGUGGACGAUAAGAUCCAUUCGAGGGCGAGGGGCCCGUUGCAGAUACUCGUGAGACAGCCGAUGGAGGGUCGCGCCAGGGACGGCGGUCUGCGUUUCGGGGAGAUGGAGAGAGAUUGUCAGAUUUCGCACGGGGCGGCUCAGUUCCUGAGGGAGAGGCUGUUCGAGGUGUCCGAUCCGUACAGGAUUCACGUGUGUAAUUUCUGCGGGCUCAUCGCCAUCGCUAAUUUGAGGAAUAAUACGUUCGAAUGCAAAGGUUGUAAGAAUAAGACGCAAAUAUCUCAGGUUAGGUUGCCCUAUGCGGCGAAGUUGUUGUUCCAAGAGCUGAUGGCGAUGAAUAUUGCGCCCAGACUUAUGGUUUUAUAAAUUAGGUUUAAUCAUUUUUAUGAUGUAGUAUGUAAGUGUGAUAGAGUACUAAUUUUUCUACCUUUAAAUAAGGCAAUUAUUGCGAGUUCUGGGCGGGAGGAAAAAGUGUUAAAAAAAAUCAUUUUCCCAAAUUUAUUAAACAGACACAACACAAACGAAGCAAACUCCUGAAACCUUACGUUUUUAAAGAUAUAGUUAACUAAUAACUUCGAAUACUAUAAUUGUAUGAAAAGUUAUAAACACAUAUUGAUUACAUCGCAGAUUAUAUUUACAUUCAUAUUGUUGCCUCUUUGUAAAUAUUAAAGCUAGCAAAUUUUUAGGAUCGUUUUCUUCUCGACCUAGAGAAAUCACAAAAGUUUUCUCUUCACAUAUUUUUUACGGCGGUUUUCUUAGGAUAAACAUUAACGUACAUUGGAUUAUUUUCGUUCCAAAAUAAAGUUAAUUCGUAGUAUUUUUGAUAUCAAUAUUUCCCUAAUAAACGACCGUUCUUUUUAUUAUUUCCUUUACUUUUUAUGAAUACAUUGAGAAUAAAAUAUUUGGGUGUAUUAAAUUGGUAUAAUUUUAUUUGAGUAAAUUGAAAUGUAUUAUACAUAAAAAGUAAAAGACAUUUACGUAUAAUUUCUACAAUAUGUAGACAUUCCCAUGAAGUACACAUAACAUCGUUAUUAGUAUAUUAUUA
Messenger RNA from Phyllotreta striolata, 4314 nucleotides. Lineage: Eukaryota; Metazoa; Arthropoda; Insecta; Coleoptera; Chrysomelidae. The record is from the annotation of a GenBank genome assembly.